CCAGGACCUGCCAGUAUGCGUCAGCUCUCGGCUCUCCGCUGUGCCCGGAGGACGCUGGCCUCCCAGACAUCGGGGGAGCUCCGGGUGACCCGAGUCCUGCAGGAGAAGUUCCCUCGGGCGGCCGCUAUCCGCGUCACGGACAUCUCAGGGGGCUGCGGGGCCAUGUACGAGAUCCACAUCGAGUCGGAGGAGUUCAAAGACAAGCGGACCAUCCAGCAGCACCAGAUGGUGAACAAGGCCCUGAAGGAAGAGAUCAAAGAGAUGCACGGCCUCCGGAUCUUCACCUCCAUCCCGAAGCCCUGAAGGCCAGGGCCAGGGCUGGGCUACCCCGCGGCCUCCACUGCUGGGACCACACUCUGGGAGGGGACGGACACUGUCCCCCUGCGGCCUCCU
This is a messenger RNA of Gracilinanus agilis (Agile Gracile Mouse Opossum), 393 nucleotides long. RefSeq names its product bolA family member 3 (gene BOLA3). The record is from RefSeq and is a predicted model, not a curated record. Bases 16 to 303 code for a protein of 95 amino acids. NCBI's taxonomy places the organism in Eukaryota, Metazoa, Chordata, Mammalia, Didelphimorphia, Didelphidae. The transcript is spliced from 4 exons.